Messenger RNA from Fomitiporia mediterranea MF3/22, 1045 nucleotides. RefSeq lists its product as uncharacterized. The coding region runs from base 293 to 973 and encodes 226 amino acids. The record is from RefSeq and is a predicted model, not a curated record. NCBI's taxonomy places the organism in Eukaryota, Fungi, Basidiomycota, Agaricomycetes, Hymenochaetales, Hymenochaetaceae. The transcript has 5 exons.
GCGGAUUCAAGGAUGCUGCCUGUUCGUCAAACUCGGGCGUUGUCUUAAUCCAACCAGUCCACCGGGGAUCAGUCAGAACAAGGAAAUUGUCGCCUUUUAUCUGCAGGGAUGAAAUAGUCGCUUUGAUCAGUUUCACCAGAGCGCUGGCGGUUUGCGCUUAUCAAGCUUCAAGGUCACUCUGCAUCGGCAAAUGGCCAAGCUCAUUAUCCAGCCGUGAGAAUCGCCGAUGUUUUGCCCAAAUUGGGACGUACUGCAUCUCUAAUCAGUGCCAGAGAAAGUAAUAAUUGACACCAUGUACAUCGCUGGUAUUCAUGUCCCUACUUCUGAUCUCGCUACCGAAGGCGUCGUUACUUCGUCGCUCUUUAUAUUUACCGUCGCAAUGAUUCGCAACGCACGAAAGAUGUGGGCGAUUGCUAACGCUAACGGAGGUCCGCUCAAAUCAGAUGCGACGACACUCGUGGGCAAACUCCUCACGCCCCUCCAUGGAUCCGCGUUCUUUUUGCCCGUAUUGACAUAUCUCAUCGCAAUACCAUUGAAUAAGGGAGUUCAGCCAGAAUUUAUUACACAUUGGGCUUUGCCGGAUUUCGGACUCCAGAAAGAGACCAUUAAUUUGAUACGGAUGUCGGCAUGCGCGAGUCUAGCUAUUUCUUAUAAGGCCGUUACCAAAAGUAUCAGUCUGUUAAGGCAUUCUUUCCAUGGCAUCGGUGUUAGGGAAAAGUCUCGAAUCGUCUCCACCGGCCUCUUCAGUGUAGUGCGACACCCUGCAUACGCGACUGCUUUAUUGGGCGAGUUUGGAGUUGUAGUAAUGUUUUGGAAUUACGCGCCACUGCUCUCCUUUGCUAUCUGUGCCGUCGUAUUUGUGAUGAAAAUCCCAAUUGAAGAAGAACUCCUGGAGUCAGACGCAAAUGUUGGUCCCGAAUAUGUAGCUUACAAGAAGAGAGUUCCAUACCGCCUCAUACCGGGGAUUUGGUAGGAGGGAGGUGCUGCUUUUACAGUGUUAACUAGGUCUUCAUCGAGACAUCUUAAUUAACAAUCAGCGCUUGAU